CGUCUGCUGUGCAGCUGAAUCAGACCGCUUGCUCGCUAGAAGGAAGUGCUUCUGAAGUGCCACUGGUUUUAUUAUGAUGCACAUGAGCAUUCAUCUCUUCGGAUAAAAUUACGUAAUUCCCGACAUCAGAACAGAGGGAUUUAGCCCGGGUGUAUUCAUCUCCCCGGUACAUCUGGAGCUGUAGAGGCUGUUUUAACCGGAGCAGCGUGGGUUAAGGUGGGCCUUGCCCGGAUAUCUGUCUGACAAGCGAACCAAAACCGAUCCGGUACCCGCCUCAGUAUAACCAGCAUAGUUAGUCCUCCAGAGACUACACUCGGAGACCGUUUGGACUAUAACACACACUAGCCAGAUGGCAGAUAACCUAAGCGAAGCCCUGAAGACGCUGAAGCUCUCGUCGGCAGACAGCGCUUCAGACAGCGUCGAGGGCUGCUUGGACUGCCUGCUCAAAGCUUUGGCCCACAAUAAUGUUGAGACUAGUGAAAAGGUCCAGGAGAUGGGUGUUCUUGCCAUGAUGCCCGCUCUUCUGUCUGUGCAGAACUCAUGUACGCCAAAAGUAGCCAACAUCAUUGCAGAGGUGGCCAAAAAUGAGUUCAUGAGAAGCCGUUGUGUGGAAGCAGGGCUCAUUCCUCCACUGGUUCAGCUGCUAAACUGUAAGGACCAGGAAAUUCUGCUCCAGACGGGACGGGCCCUCGGCAACAUCUGCUACGACAGCCAUGAGGGCAGAAGUGCAGUUGACGCAGCGGGUGGUGCUCAGAUAGUUGCCGAGCACAUUAAGUCUCUGGCCCAAAGCACUGACCCGGCCACCGGGAAGCUCUUGACUGUCUUUUGUGGCAUGCUGAUGAACUAUAGCAAUGAUAAUGACUCGCUGCAGGCCCAGUUGAUCAGCAUGGGUGUGAUCCCAACAUUGGUCAGACUGCUGGGUGUUCAUUCUCAAAACACAGCGCUCACAGAGAUGUGUCUCAUUGCCUUUGGCAACUUGGCAGAGCUUGAGUCCAGUAAGGAGCAGUUCGCCUCUACAAAUAUUGCCGAGGAGCUGGUCCGGCUCUUCCGGAAGCAGGUGGAACAUGAGAAGAAGGAGAUGAUCUUUGAGGUGUUGGCACCACUUGCUGAGAAUGAUGUGAUCAAGCUUCAGUUGGUGGAUGCUGGUUUGGUGGAGUGUCUUCUGGAGGUGGUGGCUCAGACGGUGGACAGCGACAGGGAGGAGGACGUGGCUCAGCUCAAGACGUCCUCGGACCUCAUGGUCCUUCUUCUGUUGGGAGAUGAGUCGAUGCAGAAGCUGUUUGAGGGUGGUAAAGGCAGCGUGUUUCAGAGGGUUCUCUCAUGGGUGCCCUCCAACAACCACCAGCUCCAGCUAGCAGGAGCGCUAGCCAUCGCUAACUUUGCCCGCAAUGAUGGAAACUGCAUCCACAUGGUAGACACUGGUAUUGUACAGAAGCUUCUUGAGCUGUUAGACCGACAUGUUGAAGAGGGGAACGUCACGGUGCAGCACGCCGCCCUCAGCGCCCUGAGGAACCUGGCCAUUCCGGUGGUCAACAAGUCUAAGAUGCUCUUGGCUGGUGUGUCGGAUGUAGUGCUGAAGUUCCUUAAAUCCGAGAUGCCACCUGUCCAGUUCAAGCUCCUGGGAACGUUACGGAUGCUCAUCGACACACAGGCUGAUGCAGCAGAGCAACUGGGAACAAACCCAAAGCUGGUGAAGCGUUUGGUGGAGUGGUGUGAAGCGAAAGACCACGCCGGAGUGAUGGGAGAGUCCAACCGCCUGCUGUCCGCGCUCAUACGACACAGCAAGUCAAAGGAUGUGGUCCGAACAGUCAUACAAGGUGAAGGUGUUAAGCACUUGAUAACCAUGGCGACGAGUGAACACAUGAUCAUGCAGAAUGAAGCGCUGGUGGCCUUGGGUCUCAUAGCAGCACUGGAUCUGGACUGUGCAGAAAAGGAUUUUGUCGACUCCAAUUUGGUGCAGGUUCUACACAAACUACUGACAGAAGAGCACAGUGCACCAGAGAUCAAAUACAACUCCAUGAUUAUCAUCUGCUCCAUCAUGGGAUCGGAGCCGCUUCACAAAGAAGUGCAGAGCUUGGCCUUUAUCGACGUGGUCUCCAAUCUCCGCUCACACGAGAACAAGACGGUGGCCCACCAGGCCUCUCUCACAGAGCAAAGGUUAACAGCACAGAGCUAAAAGACUCUUACACACCAUUUUCUCCCUGCCUGCUUCCCCUCACACACAUAUCUCUCGUUGUCAUGUGCCAAGAUGUUGUCCCUCUGCAUUCCCUGCUACAGACUCUGAAAGCCCUCUGUUUGCUCCAAGCAUGCAGAGACGCGUUACCCAAAGGCGGCCAUACUUUAUAGACAGCCUUCUGCAAUAGAUUCAUACCCGAACUGCAAAAUAUUUUUAAAAGACCAUAGCUGUGAUAAAAAUUCAUCUGUAAAACCAUUAAAGGUUUAGUUCAAACAAAAACGAGUUACACACUCUCAUGUCGUUCAAAACGCGUAAGACUUUCGUUCAUCUUCAAAACCCAAAUUAAGAUGUUUUUGAUGAAAUCUGAGAGCUUUCUGUCCCUCCAUUGAAAGUAUAUUCUUCUAAUACUCUGAUGCUUCAAGAUGUUGAUUAAAUCCAUAUGAAUUGAGCGGUUUAAUUCAAAUCUUCUGAAGAAACAUAAUCACUUUAUAUGGUAAACGUAGACUCAACCGUACAUGCGAGAACAAACCUCAUUGGUUCUCGCACUUCAAGCGAACAUGCUUGAGCUUCUGUUUUAUAUCGUUUUACUAUAGUUCAUGAUCAGUGUGUUUAUAUCAGAAUAAAAGCAUUGGGUGAAUGGAGGAACAGAAAUCUCUCAGAUUUCAUUGACAAUAGAACGAAGUUUGGAAAGACAUGAGGGUGAGUAAAUAAUGUCCGAAUUUUCAUGUUUGGGUGAACUAACCCUUUAAUCGGAAUUAAAAGUAGAACAACAUGUAUGUUGGCAGUGGAAAUAGAGCAGUUGUGCUUUCCUGACAUGUAAAAUCACACAUACCACCCGACUUGUGCAUGUUUUUUUUUAUUUUAAAUCGUCCAGUUUGUUGACGUAUCUGUGUUCAGCUAUCCAAUCCUCCUCCUGCUUACUAAUUUACAUAGAAGAGUAGAGAUCAAGAGAUGUGUUUGUACUGUAUAGGGCACCUCUGGACCAGCAUGGACCUUUUCAUAUUUUGCCUCCUGGUCCUAUUGUGCCAUCCACGAUCCAUAUCUUUACUGGAAAGAGCUAAUUCCAUAUCGUUAGUCGAGAAAUCAUUGCUUAAUGUCAUAUGGAUGUAUGAAGAAGUGAUGCAUCUUGGUACCAAGGACUAAAGUGUAAUACAUGAUACAUAAUACAUUCAAAAUAGCGGCGUCUUUCUAACAUAGCAUCUAUCGUUUAAAACACAUUCCUGAUCAGGAUAUGAUUAGCAUGACUGCCAGUACGCACACACAUACUAGGCUUCAUAGCAGAUUACUGAGACCUGUAUGGGCUGGGACGGGUUAUGUGUGUAGCUGAUACCGCCACAGUUACGCUGAAUAAUAAUGUCUCAGACGACACACUCUUUGUGAAUGUUUCUUUCGAGAAAGUGUCUCCUUUUUUUUUUUUUUUGCAUGUGGAGCUGCCUGUCCAUCCUCUCCAGUGUCCUCCGAACAUGCACCUCCUCGCAUGUUCAAUACUGUUAAAACCACUGUUCUGUGGCCAGUUUAUGGCAGGUAAAUAAGUUCUUAUUUAUCAUAUUUGUACCACAUGCCAAUCCAAUAUAUCUACAGUAGGAACCGUGCAAAUAUAAAUGGAAAUAAUUGUUGUAAAUGUCAUUGAACUGUACAUUUCAAAGAUUUAAACUUAUUAAAACAAUUGCUGGUGACAAAUUUA
This is a messenger RNA of Pimephales promelas (fathead minnow), 3860 nucleotides long. RefSeq names its product RAP1, GTP-GDP dissociation stimulator 1 (gene rap1gds1). Gene Ontology annotation, molecular function: guanyl-nucleotide exchange factor activity; protein binding. The record is from RefSeq and is a predicted model, not a curated record. Lineage: Eukaryota; Metazoa; Chordata; Actinopteri; Cypriniformes; Leuciscidae. Gene Ontology annotation, biological process: positive regulation of GTPase activity.